AUGCACGAGCACAGCAGUUCUUCACAGACGAGACAGGACAGGGACUGCAUGAUCAGUUGUCCAGAAAACAGCUCCAGGUUCAACUAGUGAGGGUGUCUAUUCUUAACUUCACCAAACCAAGCUUGUUCGUUCUCGUCAAGACUUCCAGUAGAGCAAAGAGUCAGCUGUUUGCCAGGACAACCGGUAGACAAGCCAGAGACAAAACCUAGACUUUCACUUCAGUUCAAAAUCUCAAUUCGCAAUAUUAAGAUGUCAGUGAGGAUAGCGGCUCUGAGCGUCACCUUGCUUCUCCUGCUGGUGGCAACGUGCGCACAGAGUCCCAGGAAGAGGCUGGCGCCACCCAAGGUCCCCAAAGCUCAAUGCUGCGAUGAGGUGCGCUCCCUCAAGGUGCAGGUGGCCAACCUGACCAGUCUGCUGGAGGAGAUGAGCCGCAAGCAGGAGACAGACUUGAUGAACGUGGUGAGGCAGAUGUUGGAGCUGGAUAAGCAGAAUCGGCAGCAGGAAGCCCGUGUCACCGAAGUUGAGAGCAAGUACUCUGAGAUCCACAACCGGGUGGAGAUCGUGCAGCUGCAAGCUGCCCAGUCAGUCACCCAGACCUCUUCAGAUGCCAUCUACGACUGUGCAUCAGCUCUGAACAGCAGGAAUUACAAGAUCUCUGGGGAGUACAAACUGCCUGCAGAUAACUUCCUGGGUACUCCUGAGAUGGAUGUGUUCUGUGACAUGGAGAGUAAUGGCGGAGGAUGGACCGUCAUCCAGAGGCGCAAGAGUGGCCUGACUUCCUUCAACCGCGACUGGAAGCAGUACAAGAAGGGCUUUGGAACCAUCCGAGGAGACUUCUGGCUGGGCAACGACAACAUCUUCCGUCUGACAAGGCAGCCCAGUGUUCUCAGGAUAGAGAUGGAGGACUGGGAAGGACAAACCCGCUAUGCCGAAUAUGGCUACUUCACUGUGAGUAAUGAGCUGAACAGCUACAAGCUUUUCCUCGCCAACUACAGUGGAAAUGCCGGAGACUCUCUGCGUUACCACAACAACACCAACUUUAGCACCAUGGACAAGGACAAUGACAAGUGUGUCGACGACUGUGCUCAACUACGCAAAGGGGGCUACUGGUAUAACUGCUGUACCGACUCUAACCUGAAUGGUAUGUUCUAUCGCGAAGGCGUUCAUACCAAGAACACAGAUGGGAUCACUUGGUACGGAUGGCAUGGGCCCAACUACUCCAUGAAGAGAGUGGAGAUGAAGAUCCGGCCACAGAAUUUUCAUCCAUGAAGGCUUUCCACUUUAAACUCUAACUGAAAUGCAUGCUUGCUGAGAGAUACAUGAACCAAACUAAAAUGUGACUCUUCUUUGAUGAGGAGAGACAUAGGUGUGUUACUCCUGGAUCAUUUCUAAGGGUUGAAUGUGUAAUGAUUUGAUUGUAAAUUGUAGUUAAUUUCAUAUUUAUCUUCAAAAUAUUUUUAUUUUCUUAAAAGCUUUGACAGAAGCUUCUUUACCACUGUUCCAUAAGGGUAACUGAAUGUUGCUUCCCUCUAUAAUUUUGUGUGAAAACAUAAGGGUGUAUUUAUCACAUCACAAGCUUUCUAGUAGACUGUGAUAAGGGUGAAUACGUGUUUGGAAUUGGUAUAACAAUGCCAGGGGGGGAAAUCGUGAAGAUACAUAGAUUGUUUUGCCAUGGGAACGACCACCCAUGGUCCUUCCACCACAAGUACCCAACAGAUUUUAUUGUGAGAAAAUGUGUUGAUUUUGUGGAAUUGACAUUUGUAAAAUGUGUACAGCUCUAUAUUGUGUGUUGUGUUGUGGGAUAGAAAAUAAACUUGUAUUUUUUAAAGGA
Hypomesus transpacificus is the source of this 1831-nucleotide messenger RNA. RefSeq names its product angiopoietin-like 7 (gene angptl7). The transcript is spliced from 5 exons. The record is from RefSeq and is a predicted model, not a curated record. NCBI's taxonomy places the organism in Eukaryota, Metazoa, Chordata, Actinopteri, Osmeriformes, Osmeridae. The coding region runs from base 250 to 1269 and encodes 339 amino acids.